This is a messenger RNA of Cheilinus undulatus (humphead wrasse), 5694 nucleotides long. RefSeq names its product transient receptor potential cation channel, subfamily V, member 1 (gene trpv1). The record is from RefSeq and is a predicted model, not a curated record. The transcript has 16 exons. Gene Ontology annotation, cellular component: membrane. Gene Ontology annotation, molecular function: protein binding; calcium channel activity. Gene Ontology annotation, biological process: calcium ion import across plasma membrane. The coding region runs from base 349 to 2715 and encodes 788 amino acids. NCBI's taxonomy places the organism in Eukaryota, Metazoa, Chordata, Actinopteri, Labriformes, Labridae.
UGGUUCCACACUGCACAUGAGGAUUCCUCUGUGGUAUUUUUGCUGUCUUGGCUUGAGCACAGAUGGUCAAUCCAGCAUCCUUUUAAGCACUCAGGGCUCCAUAAUGUGCUCUGAUAUUCUCCAGGGCGUGUCACUUUAUCUCCCCUUAGCUUGUUCCGGAUAAUCUCACCUCCUUUGCAUUUGACGAGUAACUCAGGACGCUGCAGAAGAAGAGCAUCUCUGCCGGACACGGGUCUUUACUAUUUUUUUAUUUAUUCUUUUACUUGAGGAUCAGAUUUAGUAUCAAACAACACAUCAACAAAUCUGGAGCAGAAGACAUCCUUCUGACAACCGGACAAAGGGGUGAAGAUGAAGAAGUCAGAGAUGUUCGGCUUUGAGCUGGAGGCAGACGACAGGACGGAGGAAGAGAAGGCGAGACAAAAAGCAGAGAAGAAAGAAGGAGUAGCCUCUGCCUUGGGUUUUGGCGGGGAGGCACCAAAAGCUCCGAUGGACACUGAUUACCAAGAGGAAAUGGAACAGACCAAACCUCAAAUCAGAUUCAACCUCAACUUUGACAAAAAGAUUCGAGGAAAGGCUGACAACGGCGGGAAGAGAGACAGUAAGACGUUUAAUAUCGACAGACUGUUUGAAGCUGCAGCCAGCGGAGACGUCAGACAGCUGGAUGGACUGUAUCUUUACCUGCACCAGAACUUGAAGAAACUCUCCGACUCUUUGUAUCAGUCGUACGGUAAAACGGCCCUGAUGAAGGCUCUGCUGCACCUCAGAGAUGGUAAGAACGAGACAGUGGAGCUGAUGAUCGACAUAUCAGAGAAGAUAGGAGACAUUGGAGAGUUUGUGAACGCAGCCUACACUAACAGCUACUAUAAAGGUCAGACAGCUCUGCAUAUAGCCAUCGAGAGGAGAAGUCUCUCCUAUGUGAAGCUGCUGGUCAGUAAAGGAGCAGACGUCCAUGCAAAGGCCUCUGGGAUAUUCUUCCAACCACAUGACGGACCUAACUUCUACUUUGGUGAGCUGCCUCUGUCUCUGGCAGCCUGCACCAACCAGCCUGACAUGGUCAAUUUCCUCAUGGUGAAUGAGCACAUGCGAGCUGACGCUAAGAUGACUGACUCUCAUGGAAACACAGUCCUGCACGCUCUGAUAGUAGUGGCUGAUAACUCCAAAGAAAACACAGAGUUCAUCACCAGCAUGUACGACCAUAUCCUCAAAACCGCUGCCAGCCUGCACCCGAAGCUGAAGCUGGAGGAAAUCGAGAACAAGAAGGGGCUGACACCUCUAAAGAUGGCUGCCAAGACAGGAAAGAUAGGGAUUUUCUCACACAUUUUGAAAAGGGAAUUCCAAGAGACUCACACCAAACACUUGUCCAGAAAAUUCACAGAGUGGGUUUACGGGCCAGUCACCUCCUCCCUGUAUGACCUGGCCUCGGUGGACUCCUGUGAGGGAAACUCAGUGGUGGAGAUACUCGUCUACGGCAGUGAAAUUCCUAACCGUCAUGAGAUGCUCCAGAUAGAGCCUCUGAGCCAGCUGCUGGAGUGGAAAUGGAAGAGAUUUGCUGGUGGGAUGUUUUUUUUCAACCUCCUGGUCUACGUCCUGUACCUGAUGAUCUUCACUUUGGUAGCUUACAAUAAGAAACCUGGUAAACAGCUGCCUUUCCCCAUGAAAAAUACCAUCAGGGAUUACCUGUAUGUUUCUGGCCAGCUAGUGACAGCUGUGGCAAACAUCUAUUUCUUUAUCAUAGGGUUAAUAGACAUGGGGAGGAAGAGGCCGAAGCUGGCAACUUUACUGGUUGAUGGAUAUUAUGAGAUUCUGUUUCUGGUGCAGGGCGUUCUCUUCCUUAUCGCAGCCAGUCUGUAUCUGUUUGGGAGGAAGGAGUACCUCAGCUUCCUGGUUCUGUGUCUGGCUUUCAGCUGGGUCAACCUGCUCUACUUCUCCAGAGGAGACAAACACAUGGGCGUCUACAGUGUCAUGAUACAGAAGAUGAUCCUCAGUGAUAUCCUACGCUUUCUCUUUGUCUACGUUGUCUUCCUCUUUGGGUUUUCAGCAGCUGUGGUCAGUCUGCUCAGAAGUCCUGAUGAGACAGCCACCAACACCACUGCAGUUCAGAAGAAAGGCCGCAUCUAUUCUCACCUUGAUGAAGAUGAGCAGUGUGUGACAGCGAACUUCACAAGCAUCUCCUACACCACGCUACAGCUCUUCAAGUUCACCAUCGGCAUGGGCGACAUGGAGUUCAUCCAGGAGUACCAGUACAUAGAGGUCUUCUACAUUCUCCUCAUCAUCUACAUCAUCCUCACCUACAUCCUGCUGCUCAACAUGCUCAUCGCCCUCAUGAACCGCACCGUAGAAAAGACAACCAUGGAGAGCGCCAGCAUCUGGAAGCUGCAGAGAGCCAUCACCAUCCUGGACAUGGAGAAGAGGCUGCCCUGGUGCAUGAAGAAGGAGCUUCGAUGUGGAGUAGAGAAAAACCUUGGUGGUGUUCUUGGAGAUGAUCGUCGCCGAUGUUUCAGAGUGGAGGAAGUCAACUGGAACAAAUGGAACAUCAACCUGUGCAAAAUCAAUGAGGAUCCGGGGUACUGGGAUCGGGCUCAGCAGCCGGGCUCAGAGAGUCCACACAGACUACCCCGAGGGAGGAGCUUGAGAGGCUUCUUUUCAGAUGGAAGCCGGCGGUGGAGGACGCACCUGUCCACAGAGACGGACCCUCUGAGCAGCACGGCAGUCUAAAACACCAGAGAGUGUCUCACACUGGCUGCAGACUGGAGCAACGAGGCAUUCAAAUCAAGUUUUUAGUUUCAAAUCUUAGAGUUAAGUUACUGCCACAUUUUUACAACUGACAAUUUAAAUGUCAGCUGAAUUUUAAUUUUAUCUUUGAGGUAAUAUAUCAGGGAGAUAUUUCAGAUUUUUGUCCAUCUGAUGGACAUAAUGCUGCAAAAGUGCUGAUUUUUUCUAAGCUAAAAAGCUGCAUCAGGUGCUGCUUGAUUGCUGAGCUAAUCAUGCAUUAAAAAAACUCUUACAUUUAAUCCAAAGGUUUCUGCACAUGCUGUUCUCCCUCCAACUAAACAGGAAACACAUCCUCUCUGCACAAAGGCCAUCACCUGCCGCCACCUCUGGCAUCCUUCAUGGAGAAGUGGUGAUCACCAAGAUACUGAUCCUUUUCCCCGCUGUGUGCCCUUUAUACCAGUCCCAUUUUCAUCACAGCCAGACAAGCUAAACCCUCUGCAGCCUGAUAGUCCUGCAGGUUUCACAGCUUGCUUUGUCGACCCUACUUCCUGUUUUUAUUUGUCAGAGGGAAGCUUGAAUAAAUGACAUGAAAUGAACACCUUCUGCUCUGCCUGAAACAGUUAAAGAUUAGGGGAGAGUGGGGGCAGUUAGAACAAAUCUCUAUCAUCAUAUUACAAACCUGAUAAGUUGUUCCAUAAAUGCACUCCAGGUGUUCAGUCAUACAGUAUCUCUUUUUUCUUUUUUUUUAAAGAUCCUCACUCUCUGAAUGAAAAGGAACUUGAAAAAACUGAAUAUGUAAAUAGAAGUCUGACCAUAAUUGAAGUUAAAAAUACAACUUUAAUGUUAAUAAAUGAAUAUGAUGUCAAGACCAAGACGUCUGCCCUGUACCUUAUGCUCUGCGCACGUUUGGUUAGCCAAGGUAAAGCCAAAAUUAUCAGACACCUCAAAAACUUUUGAGUAGUAAGCUAUUAAAAUAACCAUUAUGACUGCGUAAAACAUUAAAGCAUCUAUUUUACAAUACAGGCUCAUUUAUGCUCCCUUAAUGGAUGAAAAUGGAUGUUCCUUUUAAACAAUACUACUUUCACUGCUGACAGACCUCUACAGCUCCUUGGUUGUGUCCUCUGCCCAGUGUGUCUGAGAUACCAUGAUGUAUAUGUUUGUAGUUCCUAACAACUCACACAAUUUUUGAUAUUUCUUCUGAAAUUUCCAGUAAUUUCUGCUAUUUUCAAAGGAUUCUUCCUUGUGUUUUGCUGCUCUGGCUUGUUUACUACAUUGCUAAACACUGCCCCCACUACUGCUGGUGGUAUUCCAAUGUUGAUAUGGACAGAAAACGCCGAGUGGAAUAAAUCAAACUAUAGCAAUAAGGUGAAAAUUUUCAAGAUUGUCUGGCUGUAGACUGUUCAUCUUUGACCGCCACUCUCACAGACUGUUCAUCUGGGAUGCUGUCUCUAUCAGAACGAAAAUGCCGUAAUUUGCGUUUCAAAUUCAAUUACUUAGAUUGUUCUUUUAGAAAAAAAAGUCUGUCAAUUACAUUAAUGAAAUAAUCACAUUGCAAACAUUACAGACCAUGCAGCAAUUCAUAAAGAAAACAUCAGAGGUCUAAUCUGGGAUUAAAUUAUGAUUAGACAUGUUUUAGAGGCAGUUACAUUGACAGUGGCUCAUUUUAGCUUUGUGAGCUUUAGAUAAAGCUGUUAGCUUUAGAUAAAGCCAACAUAGCUACCCUAGCUAUGUAAUAAAUGUUAUUACAAAAGCUAACACGAGCUUUAGCAACGUGAGCUUUAGCAAUCAAAGCUAAAGCUAAUGAAUCUACCCCUGCUAUAUUAAAGGUUAUUAUAUAAGCUAAUGUGAACUUUAGCCAUACAAGCUUUAGCAAACAAAGCUAAAGCUAACAUAACUACCCUAGCUAUGUAAUAUAUGUUAUUACAUAAGUUAUGUUAACUUUAGCCAUAUGAGCUUUAGCAAACAAAGCUAAAGCUAACAUAACUACCCUAGCUGUGUAAUAAACGUUAUUACAUAAGCUAGUGUGUGCUUUAGCAGCAUGAGCUUUAGCAAACAAAGGUAAUGCUAACAUUACUACCCUAGCUAUGUAAUAAAUGUUAUUACAUAAGCUAGUUUGUGCUUUAGCAGCAUGAGCUUUAGCAAACAAAGCUAGCGCUAACAUCACUACCCUAGCUAUGUAAUAAACGUUAUCACAUAAGCUAAUGUGAGUGUUAGCAAACAAAGCCAAGUGUUUUUGCAGAGGGUUUGAAGACUUGUAUUUAUGUGAUAUUUUGUGUUUUAUUUUUAUUAUAAAUUUGCAAAAAAAUUUAAAAUUGAGUUUUCUGUUCAUCAUUAUGGGUUACUGAGUGUAGAUUAAUGAGAUGAAAAUACAUAUUUUCUACUGUAGUAUCAAGCUGUAUGAUUAACAAAAUUUAAAUAAAGGGUGUCUAAAUACUUUCUAAAUGCACUGUACUAUUAUCAGAACCCAAACAACUCUACCUGACAGUGCUGAAAAUUUGUCCUACUCAUCGAGUAUUCCAAAUGGAGCAAGCUUUCCAUUUCUUAAAACAUGCUAGGACACAUGGAGAUGCAGAUUAGGCAGGCAGCAACACUUUUUAGCAGCUUUUCUACCUCGCUAAGUCAUUAACAUGCAUUUGGAGAGAACAGUUGUAUACUGAUUAGUAAAUAAAAAUUGUGGAGUGAUGGUUUACUUAAGAUGACUCCUAAAACAAAGACAAGUGAUCAGUGUGGGCUUUGCAACUCCAAGAGUGUGGAUCUAUACAACACUUUAAAUGGUUAACAUUUUAAUGGGUAAUUGUUUGUAUUCUAGUUAAUAUAUGACCAAUAAUGGUGUGUUACUGCUGUUGGUUUAAAUGGUAAUGCCUUAAAAAAGCUUAAAACUGUGUUUUAAUAAAGAAGGUCAAACAUGUACCAUGAUAGAAAAAGAAAAUGUUUUAGACCAAAAGCAGAACUUCAUUAAAGACGUUCAGUGUCACCUUUUCA